AUGCCGCAGAUUGUUCACAAAGCUCCGAUAUUAGGCAUAGAGAGCCCGAGUGCAAACAAAAGCUCCAAAGUCUGGCUUUUCUCGCUACUGCUUACCCUCCAGUACGGUGCUCAGCCGCUCAUCUCCAAACGCUUCAUAGGGCGAGAAGUGACUGUAACUUCAUCUGUUUUAGCAUGUGAAAUAGUCAAGGUUACUUUUGCUUUUAUUCUCAUAGCAAAAGAAGGCACUCUGAAGAAAUUAUACACGCAGUGGAAUUUGGUUGGCUCUUUGACUGCUUCAGGACUACCAGCAACUAUAUAUGCACUCCAGAAUAGCUUGUUGCAGAUUUCUUACAAAAAUCUUGAUUCGCUCACCUUUUCAAUUUUGAACCAAACCAAGCUGUUUUUCACAGCUCUGUUUGCAUAUGUAAUAUUGAGGCAAAAUCAAUCACUUCAACAAAUUGGGGCUCUUUUGUUGUUGAUCAUUGCAGCUGUCCUUCUAACUGUUAGUGAAGGCUCGAAUAAUGAAUCUGGUAGUAAUAAUCCUGAUGAAAUCUUAUUCUUUGGAAUUGUUCCAGUCUUGGUAGCUUCUGUACUCUCUGGUCUGGCUUCUGCAUUUUGCCAAUGGGCCACUCAGGUAAAGAAACACAGUUCUUACCUGAUGACUGUGGAGAUGUCCAUAAUAGGGAGUCUUUGCUUGCUGGCUAGCACCUUUAAGUCUCCAGAUGGAGAAGCCAUCAGGCAACUUGGAUUCUUUUAUGGCUGGACUCCAUUAACAUUGAUCCCUGUGGUACUAAAUGCUGGUGGUGGAAUCCUGGUUGGUCUUAUUACCACCUACGCCGGUGGAGUAAAAAAGGGAUUUGUGUCUGUGUCUGCACUUCUAGUUACAGGUUUACUGCAGUUCAUCUUUGAUGGAAAACCUCCUUCGUUGUACUGUCUUGUUGCACUUCCACUGGUUAUUGCUAGCAUAACUAUUUACCAAAAAUUCCCAUACCGUGUUAGGAAGAAGGAAUCAUGAAGACACAAAGGUUGUGACAAGGAGCUUAUCUAUUUUUCCCAUAUUCCCAUAUUGGUGGCAUAACACAGAAAAUGGUUUUGGUUGUGAUAACAGAUUCUCGAGAGAUAUAUAGCUAGCUAGGUGAGAGUAGUUGCAGAUUUGUUGUUCUUUUUUGAAUGGUUACAACCUAGGAUGUUAGAAA
Molecule: messenger RNA, 1177 nt
Organism: Ipomoea nil (Japanese morning glory)
Lineage: Eukaryota; Viridiplantae; Streptophyta; Magnoliopsida; Solanales; Convolvulaceae
Product: CMP-sialic acid transporter 5-like
Exons: 7
Coding region: 1-996 (331 amino acids)
Biological process (GO): pyrimidine nucleotide-sugar transmembrane transport
Cellular component (GO): Golgi membrane
Molecular function (GO): pyrimidine nucleotide-sugar transmembrane transporter activity
Source: RefSeq, a predicted model, not a curated record